AUGGCUCACUCCUCUAACAUGUAUUUUGGUGUAAGUGCUGAAUUAAGUCGGUUGUAUAUAGAUACAUCUUACGAAGAACUCAGAAAGGGAUGUCAAAUUGUGAAAAUCUCAAAUGAAACUUUCACGUGUCCUUAUUGCCCUGAGAGAAAACAGGAUUAUAAAUACAAUGAACUCCUUAAUCAUGCUCUUGGGGUGGGUCGGAGUAGUUCACAAAAGAGAAGUGCUAAAGAGAAGGCUAAUCAUCUGGCUUUAGUGAAAUAUUUGGAAAAAGAUCUCAUGAGUAUGGAUGACGCAUCAAAACCUGUAGGUAAAGGUACCAAAUCUGUAAUUGCUCACUGCUCUAAUAAGGAUACUGAUAUAAUAGGUGCAUCUCAAAUAAGUUGGUGGUAUGUAGAUACAUCUUAUGAAGAACUCAAAAAGGGAAGUCACAAUAUGAAAACCUCAGAUGGAGCAUUCAUGUGUCCGUACUGCCCUAAGCGAAAACAAGCUUAUGUGCACAGGGAACUCCUUGAACAUGCUUUAAUGGUGGGUCGGAGUAGUUCAGAAAAGAGAAGUGCUAGAGAGAGGGCCAAUCAUCUUGCUUUAGUAAAAUAUUUGGAAAAGGAUCUUAUGAGUAUGGAUAGCACAUCAAAACCCAUAGAUAAAGGUACCAAAAUAUUAAGCCUAGGACAAACUGUAAAGGCUCACUGCUCUAACAAGCAUACUGAUAUAAGUACAUCUCAAAUAAGUUGGUGGUAUGUAGAUAAAUUUUAUAAAGAACUCAAAAAGGGAAUUCACUGUGUGAAAAUCUCAUAUGAGACUUUCACUUGUCCAUUCUGCCCAAAAAUGAGAAAACAGGCUUAUGUGUACAGAGAAAUCCUUGAACAUGCUUCCGGGGUGGGUCAAAGUAGUUCACAAAACAGAAGUGUCAGAGAGAAGGCUACUCAUCUGGCUUUAGUGAAAUAUUUGAAAAAGGAUCUUAUGAAUGUGGAUGGUCCACCAAAACCUGUAAAUGAAGGUGAUCCUCCAGGAACCAUAAUAUUAAACCUGGGAGAAGCUGUGAAGGGUCAUUGUUCUGACAAAGAUACCAAUACGAGUGCUGCUCAAAUAAAUGGGUGGUAUGUGGAUAGAUCAUAUGAAGAACUCAAAAGGGGAAGUCACAAUGUGAAAACCUCAGAUGAGACUUUCAUGUGCCCGUACUGCCCGAAGCGAAAACGAGAUUAUGUGUACAGGGAAAUUCUUGAACAUGCCUCUGGAGUGGGUCGGAGUAGCUCACAAAAGAGAAGUUCCAUCGAAAAGGCAAAUCAUCUGGCUUUAGAGAAAUAUUUGAAAAAGGAUCUUUUGUAUGUGAGUGGUCCGUCUAAAACUAUGGAUGGAGGCACCACAAUAUUUAGCCCACGAGAAACUGAAAGGAGUCGCUGCUCUCACAAGGAUACUAAUACAAUGGCAUCUCAAAUAAGUGGAUGGUAUGUAGACAAAUCUUAUGAAGAACUCAAAAAGGGAAAUCACAAUGUGAAAACCUCAGAAGAGACUUUCAUGUGUCCGUACUGCCCUAAUAAAAAGAGAAAACAUGAUUAUGUGUACAGGGAAAUCCUUGAACAUGCUUCCGGGGUGGGUCUGAGUAGCUCACAAAAGAGAAGUGCCGUCGAAAAGGCCAAUCAUCUAGCUUUAGUAAAAUAUUUGGAAAAGGAUCUUAUGAAUUUGGAUGAUGCAUCGAAACCUGCAGAUGAAGGCAGUCCUCCUGCCAAUUCUGAUGAGCAAUUUGUGUGGCCAUGGACUGGGAUUGUGGUUAAUAUUCCCACUGGACAGACUGAAGAUGGACUUUAUUUUGGGAAAAGUGGUUCCAAGCUGAGGGAUGAAUUCCGAAGCAGGGGUUUUAAUCCACAUAGAGUCCGCACUCUUCGGAGUUUAUGGGGUCACUCCGGAACUGCAAUUGUGGAAUUCAAUAAAAAUUGGUUAGGCUUAGAUAAUGCAUUGGCAUUUGAAAGAGCAUAUGAAUUAGAUCAUCAUGGGAGAAAAGACUGGUUUGCUAAUACUGAGCAGAAGUCUGGUCUUUAUGCAUGGGUUGCCCGAGCUGAUGACUACAAGAUGAACAAUAUCAUUGGGGAAAAAUUGCAGAAGAUGGGGGAUGUCAAAACAAUACUUGAACUUAUGGAAGAAGAAGAUCAAAUGCAUGCUAAACUUGUGUCCAGUUUGAAUAACAUUCUUCUGGUCAAGAACAAGCAAUUAAAGGAGCUGGAAGGAAGACACCCAGAGACUACUCUUCGCAUGGACAUUGUAAAGGAGGAAAUAGAUAAGCUCACUCAAGCUCACAGUCAAGAGAUGAAGGAAAUACAGUCAAGUGCAAUUCAAUACGUUCAGAGAAUUUCUAAAGGUCAUGACAGGAUAAUGUUGCAAUUGGAAUCUCAGAAUAGAGAACUUGAGUUGCAGAGAAUUGAACUGGAAAAACGUGAGGCACAUAAUGAAAGUGAAAGAAAAAAGUUAGAAGAAGAGAUGAAGAAGAGUACGAUGAAAAAUAGCUCUCUAGAAAUGGCUGUACUGGAGCGACAGAAAGCUGAUGAAAAUGUUUUGAAUGUGGCUGCAGUUCAAAAGCGGCAAAAAGAACAACUCCAUGCUCAAAUCAUCCUGCUUGAAAAACAACUAGAAGUGAAACAAAAACUGGAAUUGGAGAUUCAACAACUGAAAGGAAAAUUAAAUGUCAUGAAGCACUUGGAAGAUGAUUCAGAAAUUCUGAAUAUGGUGGAUGUUUUACAUAAGAAUUUAAGAGAAAAGGAACAAUUACUUCAAGAAUUAGAUGCGUUGAACCAAACACUGAUCAUUAAAGAACGUAAGAGCAACAAUGAGCUGCAGGAAGCUCGAAAAGAAUUGAUUAAUGGCAUUAAAGAGAUAUCUAGUCGUGCCAAUAUUGGUGUGAAGAGAAUGGGGGAACUUGAUACUAGACCAUUCCUUCAAGCUAUGAAGAAAAAAUAUAAUGAGGAGGAGGCAGAAGAUAGAGCUUCGGAGUUGUGUUCAUUGUGGGAAGAGUAUCUCAAGGACCCAGACUGGCAUCCAUUUAAAAUUAUCGUAAUUGAAGGAGAACAUCAGGAAAUCAUAGAUGAUGAAGAUGAAAAGCUGAAAGAACUGAAAAACGAGAUGGGUGAAGAAGUUUACAAAGCAGUGGUAGCAGCAUUGACAGAGAUAAAUGAACAUAAUCCAAGUGGGCGGUAUACAACUUCAGAAUUAUGGAAUUAUGAAGAGGGAAAGAGAGCAACUUUGCGAGAAGGAGUACAAUUUUUAUUGAAGCAAUGGAAACUGCAUAAACAUAGAAGGGGAAUGAUGUGA
Messenger RNA from Gastrolobium bilobum, 3300 nucleotides. RefSeq names its product protein INVOLVED IN DE NOVO 2-like. NCBI's taxonomy places the organism in Eukaryota, Viridiplantae, Streptophyta, Magnoliopsida, Fabales, Fabaceae. The record is from RefSeq and is a predicted model, not a curated record. The transcript has 10 exons. The coding region runs from base 1 to 3300 and encodes 1099 amino acids. Gene Ontology annotation, biological process: gene silencing by siRNA-directed DNA methylation.